AAAUUACAUAUCCACAUUGUCUUGUAGCCAAUCUGCGGAGCUGUAUUUUACCAUCCAAGUUGCCAACCACAACAUUCUUUUGACAUACACCUUCUCUCUCUCUCUCUCUCUAAGUCCCCACCAGCGCUUCCUCAGCAUAAAACUAUUAAGCCUUAAUCAUGAAUCUCAAUUCUUCUCAUAGUUCUCUCUCCCUCUCUCUCUCUCAGUGCAUUCAUUAAUUGAAGUUUCAUAAUUAGAGAAUUGAUACCAAUUCAAUCAUUCAAUGGCUUCCCAUUUGUUACCCGGGGGAAUAUUGUUCAUGGUCUUCAUGGCUUAUUUUUCUUCACUAGCCUUAUCUUCAUCUCAGGUACAUGUACUAUACUCCACCAUAUCAGCUGCACCUGCAUACUUGCCAAGUGCUCCUCUAGUAUCUUCUCCUAGUUUACCCCCAGAUAUUCAACCUUUGUUCCCUACUCCUAAAGGUAUGGCACCUUCUCCAACUGAUUCAUCACUGCCUACAAUCCCUUCAAGCCCCAGCCCCCCAAAUCCUGAUAAUAUUUUGCCUCCUGCUCCUGGUUUUGCACUUUCACCUUCUGCCUCUUUGCCAGCAUCCAAUUCAGUUUCUCUAACUUCAGGCGGAGCUCUAAAACCAACAUUGUUUCUUGGUUUGCUGGUAUUUUGCUUAUUGCAGCAGUUUUCUGGCGUGUGAGGUAUUCUUGGUAGCAGCAGCUUUUUUAUGUUUUUUUUUUUUUAUAUAUUGCUUGAUGUAAGGUAAAUGAAGUGUAUGGCAUUGUUGCGAGCUGUGAUUAGAUAAUAAUGUCAUAUAUAUAAAUACAUGACAAAACGGUACAUAUUGCUUGGGAAAUUUCUCUAUCUAGUGAUUU
Messenger RNA from Durio zibethinus, 863 nucleotides. RefSeq lists its product as uncharacterized. The record is from RefSeq and is a predicted model, not a curated record. NCBI's taxonomy places the organism in Eukaryota, Viridiplantae, Streptophyta, Magnoliopsida, Malvales, Malvaceae.